AUGGCAGGGGGCGGAGCCUGCCCGCUGCGCGCCCCCAGCUCCUCUCUGACCUCAUCGCUGCACUCCUCUUCCAGCCCCACCUUUUUCAGCCUGGCACUGUCGCCGGACUCCCCAUUGCCAUGGAGCUUCCCCUGGGACCCCAGUGAGGCGGCGGCAGGGGGUGGAGCCUGCUGCUGCUUUUUCCCGUCCCCCUCCUCCUGCUCGUCAUCGCCCUCCCCCCUGCACCCUCCUCCGCCCCCCCAGCGGCGCUUCUCCCUCUCGCCGGUGCUCAUCAGAGACUCGGCCGCCUCCACCUUCCUUCCUCCGCCUCCGGUCCCCAGCCAGGCGGCACCACCCCCUCCGGGCUACGCCGCCGCCGGAGCCACCGCGGGGGGGCCGGUACCCCCCUCGCCCUCUUCUGCCUGCAGCACGCCAUCUUCUCUCCGCCGCAGCCUCCCGCCUCAGCUGCCGCGCUGCCACUCGCAGCCCUGCGACCUACUGCUGCUGAAGCCGGGCUUGAAGCGGCGCCGCGACCCCGACCGACCCUGCGCCCGGCCCGUCCUUGACUUCACCAAGAUGACGCAGACGCGCAGCAUCGACCCGCAGUGCCUGGAGCGCGGCGGUAGAUUAGCCUGUGGCGGCGACGUCUGCAUGGGCAUGGAGGCCUUCAUGGGCGACUUUCGGGGCUCCUGCUCGCCCGCCGAGUGCCUGGGCCGCACCAGCAUCGGGCCGCUGAGUGAGAGUGACGAGGAGUGCCGUGAGGAUGAUGAGGACGAAGAGGAGGAGGCGGAGGAGCGCGAGGCGGCACAGCAGGCCGUAUUUGAGAGGGAUUGUACAGAACUGGACCUGAACUUGAUAGAAGAAAACUGACUUGUUGUAAAUGAAGGCUGUUCUCUGUUUCUGUUUUCUAACUGAGUUUUAUYUUGAAAUGACCUGACCCCAGCCCUUCUUCCUGUCCCACCAUCUUCUCAACACUCGGCAAGUCCUCGCCACCAAUCAGCAGAGCUCUCAGGAACAACAUCUUCUCCCAUUGGACGAGCUGAUUACUGGCAACAGUGAUGAUGUGGUGGCCAACAGACCUGGACGGACUGGUCCGUUCCAGUUGGACCGGUACCAGCUGCGGUCCAGGUAACUUCCAACACGUCUGACGAGCCGAACGCGGCGCUGCAGCGGCCGACCUAGACGGUCCUGAACCGCCACAGAAACAUAACCCAGAAUAAUAUUCACACCAAAGAUGAAAUGAAACAUAAAUACUCUCAUAGAUAUAAAGAAUUAGAUGAGUUCUGAUCUGAAACAGAGAUUAAAAAGUUAGUUUUGCAUCUAAUGACAAUCAAGAGUCUAAAAAAUUAUUUAAUCACAAGGGCCUUUAAAUGGUGAAAAACCUGCAGAUUUCUGAAUUUAAAUUCCUCCAAAAACAAAUGAUUUUCCGUUGCUGCAGUCAUGUGACCCGGUCUUGGUGAUGCGAUCAGGGUCGCUGCGGCGGCGCCUGUCAGUCGUCGCUGAGGGCAAAAAGCCACUGAUGCUGUUGUUCAGCCGAGUGUUCGCACAUUCCUGCUGUACACAACUGUCACUGAAAACACUACAACUGAGUGUGUGUGUGUAUGUGUGUGCGUGUGUGUGUGUGAGUGAGAGACAUCACACCCUGCUGGUCAUGUGACCUGUGUUUAGAUUGAAUCCACUGGAUUUCUUCUGACAGUUUGUGACAACAGUUUGUGUUUUAAUUAAAAUCGUUCAGUCAUCUAGGUUUGGAUUAAACCAUAAAAAACUGCUCUGGUUAUUUUCUGUUCAGUGAAGCAGAAACUUUAACUCAUCUCCAGUUUUAGAAYCUGUAAUCUUGCCACAAAAAUAACAAAUUAUUUAAGAAAUAAUGGAAAUAAAUAAUAAAUAAAUACAAACUGAGAAUUAACUUUGGAUUCAAAAAAGAACUUGGAAAAAAAACUUUAGAUUGCAGUAAGUUGCAAAUUACAGUCAUGAAUCUGUUAAAUUCGGCAUAAAUAAAGGUGAAUCUGGGAUUUAAAUGAACAUGGAGAGUUUCAAUCUCCAGAGAAAAAAUUAAUCCAGAGGAACAAACUCCCUCAAAUUUUCACUGAAAGACUUCAGCAGGUUUAUUACUGGAGUCUUACUGGUUUGGUGGAAUAAUCUUGAUUUAAAACUAUACAUUUUUACUUUGUGUAAAAAUUACAAGGAUGUUUUUGUUUUAACUGGUAAAUCUUAAAUGUAAUGUCAGCCACUGCCAAUAGGGGGCAAUACAAAUAUUUAAUAUUAUUGUUCUAACUUUAUUUGUCUGCGUUCAAUCCAAAUAUAAGCUGAAAAUGGCAGAAGAAACAAUUUUGUUUCAGUCGGUAUCAGAGUCUGAGUCACACAAAUGAACGAUCCAGGYUGAACUGUGAUUAGUUAAUCUGACAGGAUCACUUAAUCUGGAUUCAAUCUGAGCACUGAGAAGUCACAGAAACUGUUAAACAUUUUAGUUUCACUGGUCAUUUGAGCUGAUUGUUUCACAUCCUGCCAGGUUUAUGAUGUUGUUUUCACCUGUUAGAGUUGGAUAAUCCAGCCCAGUCGACGUUUAGCAGCUUUUCUGUUACCUUUGAUGCAUAAACAGGACACAGUGAUUUUAUUUCCAUUGUUCGGGUUUUGAUCAACUCAGAAAAAAAAUCCAAUGAUAAAGAUGAUUUUUGAUAUAAGAAAGAACAGAAUAUGAUGUAUUUCAGCAUCUGAGAUUGGGAAACGCCCUUAAAUGCAUCAAAACAAGAUUUUAUACUGUUUUCAAGAUGAAGCUGUUUAGAGGCUGGUUGGUGGAUUAUCGGCGUUCUGCUGUGGCUACUUUACUGUUAAACUUUUAUAAAUAAUUUCAACCCAACAUCAUCUGUGUGUGUGUGUGCUAUGAAGCAUCUCUGCCCUCCAAAGAUCCACAAAGCAGUUAUAAAUUGAGCUGAAACUCAGAAUAUAGUCCAGUCACUUCAUGACAACAAUCUGGAAAAAGAAAA
Poecilia reticulata (guppy) is the source of this 2963-nucleotide messenger RNA. RefSeq names its product family with sequence similarity 53 member C (gene fam53c). Gene Ontology annotation, biological process: protein import into nucleus. Lineage: Eukaryota; Metazoa; Chordata; Actinopteri; Cyprinodontiformes; Poeciliidae. The record is from RefSeq and is a predicted model, not a curated record. Gene Ontology annotation, cellular component: nucleus.